AUGGACAACAGGAACCAGCCGUCACAUGAAGAAGCUCCAGCUCGCUCCUUCCUCCUCAGAGCCUUUGGGCUUUUCUCUGGUGACAUGCGCAUGUGUGGCGAGUGGGUGAAAAGACAGCCUUUUGCGAUCCAGCUGCUGGAUUCGGUUUUUCGAGGGGUAGCCCAGGUCAUGUUUGUCAACAACCCUCUCAGUGGGCUCCUCAUCACAACCAGCGUCUUCCUGCAAAACCCCUGGUGGGCUCUGAAUGGUCUGCUGGGUACCCUUGUCUCCACUGUUUCUGCCAUAAUACUGGGACAAAACAGGGAAGCCGUAUCAGCAGGAUUAUAUGGCUACAAUGGGACCUUGGUUGGCAUACUCAUGGCUGUUUUCUCUGCCAAAGAAAGCUGGUACUGGUGGCUUUUACUGCCAAAUGUGUUCAUGUCCAUGGUGUGCCCAGUGGUCACCAAAGCUUUGUCCACAGUUGCCAGCAAAUGGGACCUCCCAGUAUUCACUCUACCCUUUAACAUUUUGGUGUGUCUGCACAUGGCAGCUACAGGAGCAAAUCACCCCUACUUUCCAGAGGUUGAUAUCAAGCCAAAUAACCAUCUGCACGCUCAUAAUGACUCCAUCGAAAGCCUCAAAAUCACCCAGCUCCUCUUGUCUGUGCCAGUUGGCGUUAGCCAGGUGUACGGCUGCAACAGUCCUUGGAAAGGAGGUCUUAUCCUUCUGGCCCUGCUGCUCUCCUCACCAACUAUCUGUUUUCAUGCCAUGUUGGGCUCUGCUGCUGGAAUGCUGUCUGGUGUCUUCUAUGUUUUAACAUGGCAAACACACUUACUGGCUCUAAUGUGUGCACUUUUCUGUGCAUACAUGACUUCAGCGAUCUCAAAAUUGAUGUCUGUGUUUGCAUUACCAGCCUGCACGUGGCCUUUCUGCUUGUCGACUCUCAUCUUCCUCCUCAUUUCCUCUGAGAUCCCGGCCAUCUGCAGACUGCCUCUGUCUGUGGUCUCCUACCCGGAGGAAAAUCGGCACUACCAGAGACAAUUAAAGACCUCUGAGAAAGCUCAGCACAGUCAGCAGAGCGGUGGCCAAGAAGAGGCCCCGCUGAAGGAGAAUGGAGGAAAAAAAGGACUCUGUGCACUGUGUCGUGACUGUCUGCUCUGCUCUGCCUUCAAGAACUCCGGAAACAAGUCUCGAGAUGGAAAAGGAGGCUGCAACAUCCGCGUGAUCAUCCGCGGAGCUCCAAUGAGUUUUCGCCGAGCAGACUGA
This is a messenger RNA of Scomber japonicus (chub mackerel), 1245 nucleotides long. RefSeq names its product urea transporter 2-like. The record is from RefSeq and is a predicted model, not a curated record. Gene Ontology annotation, biological process: urea transmembrane transport. Lineage: Eukaryota; Metazoa; Chordata; Actinopteri; Scombriformes; Scombridae. Gene Ontology annotation, cellular component: membrane. Bases 1 to 1245 code for a protein of 414 amino acids. The transcript has 10 exons. Gene Ontology annotation, molecular function: urea transmembrane transporter activity.